Messenger RNA from Penaeus vannamei (Pacific white shrimp), 3025 nucleotides. NCBI's taxonomy places the organism in Eukaryota, Metazoa, Arthropoda, Malacostraca, Decapoda, Penaeidae. The record is from RefSeq and is a predicted model, not a curated record.
UAAUCAUUGCCUUGUAACCGAACAUUCAUCUCCUCCAGGAACCGUGGCGAGGAGGGCGCGGCUAAACAUCAUAAUAACCUAAGAAUAAGGAGGAAGCGAAGGGAAUUAAAGAAGAAGGAAAAACGAGGAGCCCACAGGAAGAGAGAGACGGAAGAUGGAGUCAAGAGGAGGGCUAAGACGCCUCCAAGUGCUCGUGGUGCUGCUGGCUACAAUCUGCUUGGCUUCGGCGAAGAUCUCCAAGAGGCAGACCGUUUCGUUCGGGCUGCCCAACUUCAGCUUCGGCGGCGGCGGCAACGGCAGGCAGGACGGCAACAACCUCGGCUCCUUCAUCGGCGGCGCCAUCAACGGCUUCAUCAACGCGCAGAACAACAGGCCCAACAACGGCAACAACAACGGCGGGGGCGGAGUCACGAUCAUCAACCCGUUUGACCUCUUCCGCCCGAAUCAGGGGAACAACGGGAACAAUCAAGCGACGACCAGUAGUCCUGCGACCACGACGAAUAAUAACCAAGGAACUACGACUCAGAACAACGGGAACGUCCUUGGGAAUUUCAACAUCGCCGGGCUGCCCAUCCAGGUGACAGGGCAGAACGGAGGCAUUGGCAUUUCCUUCGGACAGAACAACUGCGGCCGGGACAAUGGCGGCUGCGAGCAGGAGUGUCGCAUCAUCCGCCGAAGACCCAGGUGUUCCUGCCGAGAGGGUUACCUGCGCAAUCCCGACCGCCGCACCUGCUCCGACCUGGACGAGUGCCGGCAGAACAACGGCGGGUGUAGCGACAUCUGCACCAACACCCCCGGCUCCUUCACGUGCUCCUGCCGCCAGGGUGUUCUGCAGGACGACCAGAAGACUUGCUCGAGGGCGGUGGAGCACUGCGCGCUGAACAACGGAGGCUGCUCUCAGAUCUGCUCCAUGAACGGAGGGCAGUUCGUGUCGUGCUUCUGUCAGCCUGGCUUCACGCUGGGCCCCGACCGGAAGACGUGCCUGCAGCUGGACCAGUGUGUCAGCAACAACGGAGGGUGUCAGGAGAUCUGCACCAACACGCAGAACGGCCCUACGUGCAGCUGUGGGCCGGGCAAGGUCCUAAACAACGACAGGAGGAGCUGCAGGGACUUGGACGAGUGCCAGUUCAACAACGGAGGAUGCCAGCAGAUCUGCACCAACACCGUCGGCUCCUUCGAGUGCUCCUGCCGCGAUGGGUUCCAGCUCGUCGGGAACCAGUGCCAAUUCGUCAUCCGCCCACCAGUCACCGCCGCUACGACCACCACAAACGACCACUCUAGUCCAGUGGUCACGCCGCCUCCUGCUGUCAAUGGCUGCGGCGUGAACCCCAAGAAGUCCCUCUUCCGGCGCAUCGUGGGGGGCAAGCCGGCCGACCCGAAGGACUGGCCCUGGAUGGUCGCUCUCCUGCAGCGGGUCGGCAACACGCAGUACUGCGGCGGGACCCUCAUCACGGACCGCCACGUCCUCACGGCCGCUCACUGCCUCAGACCCUUCUCCGCCAGCGAGAUCAAGGUGCGUCUUGGCGAGUACGACUUCUCGAGCACGGCUGACAACUCGCCCACUGACUUCGACGUGGCUGACAUCCGGAUGCACGAGAGACCGAGGAUACCCACCAGGUUCGCCCAUCGCCAACGCCGGGAGCCUUCGAGGGCAACCGCCCGAAGCGAGUUCAUCUCCCCGGUCUGCCUGCCGCCCGCCGGGAGGUCCUUCGAGGGCAACCUGGGCUACGUCACAGGUUGGGGCACCAUCUACUUCGGCGGCCCCGUCAGCCAGACGCUGCAGGAGGUGAUCGUGCCCGUGUGGACCCAGAGCGAGUGCACGGCCGCCUACCCCGGCAGGAUCCAAAGCGGCAUGAUGUGCGCCGGCAACAGGCAGGGCGGCCAGGACUCGUGUCAGGGAGACUCCGGGGGCCCCUUCCUCGUCCAGAUCCUGCCCUCGCGACGCUGGUACAUCGCCGGCGUGGUCUCCUGGGGCAUCGAGUGCGCGCGCGCUGACAAGCCCGGCGUCUACACGGAGGUCAGCAAGUACGUUGACUGGAUAAUGAACAACGCCAUUUUCUAGACGACGGGUGCUUGCCGUUGCUGCUGCGUCUCCCCACGUAAUAAGAACUGCCCGAUACUUCGCGUGAACAGCUGUGCAUUUUUCUUUCUUUUUUAGAUCAGGAAGAGGAAAUAGAAUAAAGAUAGAUAACCAGAACCGACGUGAAAACGCAUCGCAAGUGCAAUAAAUAAAGGAUAAAGAAUGCACGGUAAUGGUGCUUGCAAUACAUAAAUUAAUUUCCUUAUAUAACGUUUAUGAGUGUUUUCUCUCCCAAAUGAAAAUACACCAGUGUUGCUCAAAUAAUAACAAGAGUAUUAUGGGCAGAUUAAACGGUCUGUGCAAUUAAACCUCAAUAACAGUUAACAAGGAAGUGAUUUCUUGCACAUUGCAGAGAUUACCAUUGGAAUUGGUUAAGGGUUCCUUGUUACAAUAAGUAACAAAUGAAAUUCAACGAAAAAGGUGAAUUCCAUUAGAUUUAAUUGGGGAUUUUACUAUUACGGUUAUUGAUUGAAUGUGUUCAGGAGUAACGCUUGAGUUCGUAUUAUGCAAAUGGCCAGUGCACCAGGUUAUUUAUAAUGAAUAUUAGUAACCACUAUGUUAGAGGUAAGGGCAUUUUUAUAACCAUACCUGAUACUUAUUUAACGAUUAAAUGUUAGUGUUGAUGAUUUUGUGACCUUUGUUAUGAAACAGACCAUUUUCGGCUCCGUCCAUCAAAGUGCAAUCAAUUAAAUAAACCUUUGACAAGUAUUUAUUUCAUAAAAGGUUGUUUCUCACGAGUUCGUAUCCUGUGUGAUGGCCUCUUGAUAAUAUUUUUCGUCUUAUUUUGGAUAAUUCUGAAUCUCUCUCAUUCCAUGACAUCAUCCUAUUUCUCACAUCACCCAGAUACACUGUACUUAAUUACCUUUCGCCAUACUGUCACCACAUCCCUAAUGAUUCUUCUCCAGUACCCUAUACACUUCUGAUGAAUAAAAAUUAAUAUAUGAA